UGGGGCAGACGGAUUUAUUUCCACAGCUGAGUGUAGCACCUCUCCUCUUAGGUUCAGAGUGGUUCUUGGCUUGACACUUGGGUAGUGGGGUAAACAGAAUAAAGUGAGUCCAGAAGGUGGACUGUUGACAUGGAUGCCCUCGCACUUGAGGCUGCUAUUGGUAAAAAGCCGGCUAACGGGGCAGUGGCUGCACCGGUACUGGCCCCGGCGCCGGUCAAACGCAAACCUGCUAAAAAAGCUAAAAAGGCUGUUGUUUUCUUUGAGGUGGAGAUACUUGAUGCCAAGACCAAGGACAAGCUCUGCUUCUUGGACAAGGUGGAACCAAAUGCCACCAUUGGGGAGAUCAAGUCCAUGUUCCACAAGAGCCAUCCUCAGUGGUACCCAGCCAGACAAUCCAUUCGUCUGGACCCGAAGGGGAAAUCUCUAAAGGAUGAAGAUGUUCUGCAACAGCUUCCAGUGGGAACCACAGCAACAUUUUAUUUCCGAGACCUGGGGGCUCAAAUAAGCUGGGUCACGGUCUUCCUGACAGAGUACACUGGACCUCUUGUCAUUUACCUGAUGUUCUACUUCAGGGUCCCCUUCAUCUAUGCUCCCAAAUAUGAUUUUACCACCAGUAAACACUGGGUCGUGCAUCUGGCCUGCAUGUGCCACUCUUUCCACUACGUCAAGAGACUGUUGGAGACACUGUUUGUCCAUCGCUUCUCUCAUGGAACCAUGCCACUACGCAACAUCUUUAAGAAUUGUACAUACUAUUGGGGCUUUGCAGCAUGGAUGGCGUAUUACAUCAAUCACCCGCUAUAUACGCCACCAAUUUAUGGAGAGCAACAGAUCAGACUGGGCCUCAUCUUAUUCCUAUUUGGUCAAAUUGGGAACUUUUCCAUCCACAUCGCACUGCGCAACCUCCGUCCGCCAGGCUCCAAGACCAGGAAGAUACCCUACCCAACAAAGAAUCCCUUCACCUGGAUCUUCCUACUGGUCUCCUGUCCCAACUACACUUAUGAGCUGGGCUCUUGGCUAGGCUUCAUGGUGAUGACUCAGUGUCUUCCUGUGGCCUUCUUCACUUUGGUGGGUUUCAUUCAGAUGACCGUUUGGGCCAAGGGAAAGCAUCGCAGCUACCUAAAGGAAUUCCGUGAUUACCCUCCUCUCCGAUCACCCAUCCUGCCCUUUGUCCUGUAGACGACCACUUUCAUCCAAAUCCGCUUCCGUUGAUCGUAGCAAACCUUCCUCUGUCUACCCAAAACUUAAGAGCAUCAACUCCUAUUGUUUCACCUUUAAUUCUACACUGGAGCUACACUGACUGAAAAACAUGCCUGACCCAAGUGAGGAUAAGUGGUGUGAAUGCUAUGUGAAAUUUUAUAACACAUUGCUGGGUUUUUUUUCAUAUGCAAACACUAAAUAAGCCAACUAAAUUUACUGGGUCAUUGAAAUAAUUCUGACCUAGAUACAGGUCUGAUUUAGGUGUUGAUGUUCAUAAAAUGUAUGAAUUGUUAUUCACAUCCAUUCAUCUGAAUGAAUAAUUUAUUAAUAAAAAGCAGGGUUGGAAAGUAAUGAGUUACAUUUAUUCACAUUACCAUAAUUAAAUACAGUAGUUGGUGGCACUUUUUAGAUUUUUUCAUGAAUUUUACUUUUAAUUAAAAAGUUGAAUAUUUUUGUAAUUCAUGUACUCAAAUAUAUUUUUAAAAGCUUGUGUUCCGUAAGUUCAAAAUGAACUAUGACUGCCUGGCUCCCUCUACUGGCUCUCGUGGAAACUAGAGGCAACAAUAGGUCCGCAACUAAUUAAUGCAAUUAAUCAGACCUGAAACAAAAAAAUUGAAACAGGUUGCCAUUUUGGUUUCAAAUUAAAUUAAUCAGUCCUAAGAAGUUACCAGUUUUCAGAUCAACAAAAUGACAACAGUGGCCAAAUUUUUGCACUUAAGUAAUUUUGUUUUGCUGCAUAUUCCACAUCUUCCGUUAGUCCAGUACUUCUCAAAGUACCCCAGGGGGGCGCAGAACGAUACCGGGGGUGGCGCAUGUGAGCUCAGGGAACAUACUUUUGCACAUCCACUCAGUGGGUGACAGUGGUGCUCUUAUUUUCAGAGUGUGCGCAGUAUUUUUGAACCAAGCAAGAGCAAAGAGCCAUGAAAAGCUGUGCGCUGUUUUCCGGCCGCCGAACACUGGGCUCACGCGACGACCCGCUGUCUUCUCCGGUUCUCACGUGACGCCUGUCCGCCUAAGAAGUGCCAUUUUCAGCUUGGCAUCGUCAUGACGACCGCCCUCACCUGUGGUUCUCCCCCGGCCGCCAAGAAUGCGCUGUUUUCGAGCUGUUUGGCUUUGACUUUUAAUACAGAGGGAGAGGGGGAAAGACCACUCUAUUUACUGUGUCUAAAAAUGUUUGUAGCGAACAGCGGGAAGCCAAAUCAAUUAAAUACGUUAGACUCCAAUUUCAUUGAUAAGCCGCUUGACUGUUUUUCAGCUAAAACGUCCUGAAUAUUGCCAACAAUUGUCCCGCUUUGUCAGUGGUACAUCAGUAAACCAGUAAGCACUGUUAGCAUGCCCAGUGCAAAAUAACCCCACAUCAUUGCAAACAUUGCAAAGGAGCUGAUACUGUGAGCAGCAAAAAUAAAAACUGUCCCUCGGUCCAAUGACACGGUCAUUUUUCUUCUAUUCAUUUUUGUUUUUUUGGUCACAUUUUUGGGCAUAUUGUCCUCAUGCGUUAAUGAUGCAAAUCAAUUUUAAUUUAUUAUUAUUUAUUGAUUUAAUUACAUUCUCAGUAUCGAAUGGUCAAAUAUGUGUGUCAG
Corythoichthys intestinalis (scribbled pipefish) is the source of this 2777-nucleotide messenger RNA. It is a transcript of the gene tecrb, whose product is annotated as trans-2,3-enoyl-CoA reductase b. Bases 130 to 1176 code for a protein of 348 amino acids. Gene Ontology annotation, molecular function: oxidoreductase activity, acting on the CH-CH group of donors. The record is from RefSeq and is a predicted model, not a curated record. Gene Ontology annotation, biological process: very long-chain fatty acid biosynthetic process. NCBI's taxonomy places the organism in Eukaryota, Metazoa, Chordata, Actinopteri, Syngnathiformes, Syngnathidae. The transcript has 11 exons.